CGAAACCGAAUCCCAACGGUGUCUCGCCCGGUACUGGAUAAAYAGAGUUGAUGAYCCGCUUGCCAAAGCUGUGGUUGGUUMCGGUUGCCUCUCUGYUGGUUGUUCUCCCGAUUGCCACGCCGCUGGCGACACCGAAAACCCAACAACUUCCUUCCCCGRCCAGYGAACCUUCCAUGGAGGAACGUCUGGACCCCGGGCGCGUCGAGCUCUUUUUCAAGAGCCCCUCGGAACUCGAGGACCGCGUCCGCUUUCUGCGGUCGUGYGGGGUCUCCUCCUUCAACCUUGUCAACAAGAACAAGAAGGACGACGUCGAAGGCUGGGUGGGUCUCGUCCGGGCCRCCUUCCCGGGGGCGAGCGUCUGYGCCCACUACUCCGUCAAGCACAACCGGCUUCCCCGAAAGGCACCGGCGGAACAAAGGGAGCCCUGGCUCCGAUCCCUCCGUGACUCGGACGCCGACGAGGUCCUCGUCGUCAGCGGGAGCGGCGAAAAGAAGGCCUGRAACACGGUAGAGGCCCUGGCRGCGGUGGGAAAGUCCMUUCCCGGCAACCGACCGAAGAUAGCGGUGGCGUACAACCCGUACUUUCCCUCCCGGUCCGACCAGGACUUGGAGGACCGCCGCCUGGCGGAAAAACUGGCCACCGGGUGCGUCUCGAAGGUGUACCUGCAGUUCGGGACCGACCCGCGUCGGCUCACGGAGGGCCUCGAAACCAUCCGGUCCGUGGCACGCASGACCCCGGGCCAAACGGACGUCGAGGUCGCCGGGUCGGUCUUUCUGCCCACCAAAAAGCUCAUUGCCCAGCAGAAGUUCCGCCCCUGGAACGGGGUCUUUCUGAGCGAGGCCUUUCUGAGCGGCCCGGGGGAAGCCAGCGCCAUCGUGUCCGAGACGAUCGAGAUCUACCGAGCCAACAACGUGGAGAUGCUGUGGGAGGCCCCCGGGAUCCGAACCGAGGCGGACAUGGCAGUGGUCAGGGAACUGCUGGGUGCUCAGAGUGGCGCAAAGCCACUCGAGGGAAGCAGCACGCACAACAAGAAAACACCAAAGGGUACGAGUACCGCUGSARCCGUCGGUGUUUCGAGGGAAARGAACAAAACAGCCACCAUUGGAUCGAGCGGCAAGGCGGAGGAUCGAAUYGGUAGGAAAUCCAAAAGGACAAGAGCAUGAUCCAGCGAAUAGGUUCAUGGGUUGGUUUCUGCAGGRACGUUCGCGUUAGUACCAGAGUUAUGCCGAAGCCACAACCAGUAUYAGCAAGUGUGCAACGCGAAACCAUCSAAGCGGCGAACCCAAUCGGUAGCAAAAUAGCAGAUUUACCAAAGAACGAUGAAAAUUUGGUUUCGGUCUCCACGGUAUCAUUAUAUUUGUAGUAGUAGUUAGAAACAGGAAGAGCUUGCAAGAAAGUGAGUCYAUUGUAGAACCAACCGUACUUCGUACUUCCAUAUAACAAUGGAGAUAUCCAUUCGAUGAUGAUGGCAGUGGUUUGGUGGGCCUCUGCUCUGUAAUAGUCGAUGGGAGCAGCAGAACAGUACGAGUACUACUCUGAUGGUGCCAUCCGCCACCUGGUAUCGGUACCGACGUUGGAAAUGUCCGCGGAUCAUUGUUUCAGUCGUGCACUGUAUGGCACGAUCUGGCCUUCCCUCUCGUCAUCAAAAUGACCCAAAUCGAGCAAGUGAUUACGUAUUCAGUACACACGCACAAAACCUUCAGUCGAGUAGAGCGACUACUGACUAACGAACCCUGUGUCUUGUCUUUGGUUUUCGAUCGAAGCAGAACAUACCAGUACUGUGCAGCACGUAACGCAACGUACGUACGUACCGCUCGUCAGGGGUCAUAAUUUAGACCCCUGCCCGCUCGUGAAGUUGGUUCGCGUAGUUUCGCUUCGCUUACAGAGGUAGGCAAAUAUCGUAGAGUAUGAAUCGUACGAGUCGGCAACGGUAGUACAAACAGGAGGGAAUACGGCCUCUCUCUUGCGAUUUGGACGAUCUUGCUCGGUUUGGUUUUAUGGCCUACCGCAUACCCAUCAUCUCCCGGCGUACGAUACGGUACGUAGCUUGUACGGUGCAGAACGAACAAACGAAGGCUGCAAAGCUCCAAACACACACCCUGCUGCUUCCCACGGAAACACCCCCGCCUCCCUCCGCGUUUUCCACCGCCCUGCACCGCACCGGAACAAUCGUGGAAACACCGUGGAAMCACCGCAGGCUAGACGCUCGGAGCAGAACAGAACCUGUUGUACCACCACCGCUGAAUCUCCGCCCACUGCGGUUCCGCAACCAAUCCCGCCCUGCCUCCCGCUCUGCCUACCUCGGGCCGGACCAUUCCCUUCACCAUUUCGCUCGACGACGAUCUUCGAGAGGCCGAGGAGGCCUUUUCCGCACUGCGGGUGCUCGACAAUCCGGAGGAGGACGAACCGAAAAAGAACGACGACAGCCACAACACUAUCGAGAACGAUAUCGAGAACGAGAACGGCAACGAGAACGGCAACGAGAACGAGAACGGAGAAGCCCGGGCCCAGGACUUUUACCCGAGCGAGGAAGAGCUGGCCUUCCUGCGGUCUCUGGAAGACAUCGAGCCGCAGCCGCUGGAAGACAUUCUUGCCCGCGAACACUUUGACCCCGACGGGAACCCCUACGAUAUUGGCGACGCUUCCGAUCCCCUGGCGUUUUUUGACUCGGRUCUCUUUGACUUUCUGGACGGCGAGAACGGCCUCUUGGACCUCGGCGGGGACACAGAACCGAGCGUGGUCUCCGUUUCGUCGUUCGAACACGGSGAAGAUUCUGSGGCGGAAGCGGCRACAGAAGCCGAUCCCACCGGCACCGCCGAUCGUCCGGGGGAAUCCCACGCCGGGCCACCGUCUCCGGGGGCGGCCGAGACCAAAAAGGACGACGGAAAGGACCACGACAAGGCCGGCGACGAGGUCCACCCUUCCACGCCAAACACUGCCGCCACAACGGCAGCGACCGCGGCGAGCCCGACCCUUGUKCCUCCCGAACCGGACGCGGACGCCCCCUCUCCCUCCGCCAAACCGGGGUCCGUCCUACCCGAGAUUGCGCUCGAUUUCGAGAACGAUCCCUUCUUGCUAGACCCGGGCGAGGACRUUGACGGCUCGUGCCUCGGCCUUUCGAAGGACCAGGAACUCCCCGGCGACGCCUGCGAGUGCUGCGCCGACGGAUCCCCUCCGCUCCCAACCAACACCGACGGUGACACCGACGGCACCCGGCAAGUCCAACAGGAAGACCCCGAGCAACGCCCKGCCGGGGAAGAAAUCUAUCCGAUCGAGGCAGGAGACGUCCUCGACCUAGAAACCGAGGASCUUCUCAAGGAACUGGCGCUCUUGUCGCUGCAAAACGGCGACGACACCGGCAACAACGGCCAGAAGAUUCUCGAGUCCCUCCUCGGAGUGGCCCCCCCUUCCGAGAACCGCAGCGCCCUCGACAAGCUGAUGGAGCCCACCUUUGACGACCUGAUGGGCAGAAACGGCGAAGCCCCUUUCUCCUACCUCUCCUGCCAGCCCUGCACACCCGGCGACGACGGGGAGGCGAUCGACGGGGCGAUUCGCUCCACCGAUGCCGCUGUGGGCAGCGAACCGGAGGGUGGUGCCGAAACCACCACCSAAGCCAAGCCGAUGGCGGGUCCGGAGGCGAGCGACACCCCUCUGGGGGCUUCCGAGGACCCCCCGCCGGYGAAGCUUCCGAGCGCUCUCGAGCUCCUGAUGGACCCCGCCAUGCAGCCCUAUGCGGGCGCCCUGCAGGACGCCAUGGCGGCUCCGGCCGUCGGGGGGRGCCAAGCAGAACCCCCCAAGCCCCCCAGCGCGAUGGACCUCCUGAUGGAUCCAUCGAUGGCACCCCUAGCGGUGGGGACGGACGGCCUUCCCGGGGCCUUUCUGUGCCAGCCCUGCACACCGGACGACUACGAGGGGAUCGCGAGUGCCAGGAGCCCCCGGACGGCCGCCACGAAUCCCAACGCCCGCCCCGGAGGCGGCCUCGUGCCGAUCGCCGAGGGCGGGGUCCUUUCGGACGCGGACGACUCGGGGGCAGUAGCGGACCCGCGCAACAGGGAGGAAUACCUCCGGGACCUAAAGGCCCUGUACGAGGCAUCGGCCGCCACCGAGCGGCACCCGCGCGAGGCACCCCCCGGCCCCGGCGGCGGCGAAACCGACGAGCUGGCGCCGCUGGAUCCCAUGGCCGCCGAGCAAGACUACUACUACUACCAGCAGCAACAGCAGCAAGAAGACCAACAACAACAGCACUACGAGGACUACCAGCGCAUUGCGGAGCAACUCCGGGACGAGCAGGCGGAGARGGAAUUCAUUGCGUCGUGGAACGAUGCGGUGCACUGUGCCGGGGCCUUUGGAAUCGAUCUGACCGACGAGGGAAACCACGCCGAAGGGCCGGACGACACCSGGGCCGGGCCCAAGAAACCCUCCAAAAAGGACCCSUCGAAGCAGGGCUACGCCCACAAGGAGGUCAUCUACGGGAUAUCCUUCAGCCCCGACGGAAAGUACGCGGCCACGGCCAGCCAGGAUUCCAUGGUCUGCAUAUGGGAGGUCGCRAAAAACCGAAUGGUCUCGACCCUCAAGGGGCACGACGUCAAGUACGAGUGCCUUCGGGUGGACUGGGCGAGUCGGGAGUGGGCGGAGGAGGUCCUGGAUCGAUCCUCGGGUUUUGCCAACCUCAUUGUCAGCGGCGGGGCCGACGGCAAGGUAAAAAUCUGGGGCUGCAAGGACGGGGAGGCCAGAGACAAGAACGGCCUGAAGACAAUCGGCAGCGAAUGGAAGUGCGAAUACACCCUGGACCACGCAAACCUGUUGACGCGGGGGAUCAAAGAGGAAGCACCGGACGAGRAAGAAGAUGUAGAUCCUGGCAAGGCGGAAGAGAUCAAGGAAGAGAGAGACAAACCCCAGGUCUAUGCCCUCCAAUUUAUUGAUGACUGGAAGGUGUUUACCAGAAACAUGGGCCAGCAACAACACUGUGCGCGACAUGCGGCACAGGAGGAAGAGAAGCAACCGGAACCGCAAAAGCCCGACGAACCGGACAAAAAUGCGUUCCUAAUGACCUCCUCCGACGAGUUCAUUCAUCUGUGGGAAAUAGUACCCCAUUCCUGGGACCAGCAGCUCGCCCUGGACGGCCAAAAGAUCCGUAUCUUGCAGGAAAAGAUGAAACUGAAGGAGGUCAUGAGCCUCCAUUUCGGGAACCUCGAUCAGUACAGCUACGGCGUGACGGCCUGCAGCAUCACGGGGGAGGGUCUGCAGCUGCCACCGCCCCCGGCGACGAGCAGCAAGGCCCCGGARGGAACGACCCCCUUUGGCGGCGAGGGGCGAAACCCCGACAACCAUGUUUUCGUGUUCGACGCUGCCUAUUCCCCGGGCAGCGGGCUCCUGGGCGUGGCACUCGCCGAUGGAAGCCUGCGGUUGGUCAACGGGAGGGGCAUGUGCAUCUCGGUSGUCAAUCUCCCCGGGAACCAGUCGCACCUGACCUCCUUUUGCUGGGACGCUACGGGGAACCGACUGGCCACCUGUGUCGGCACGGGGCAUCUCAUCACGUGGUCCCUGGAUCCCGAGAGCCACCAGGGGGGGAACCAGCACACCAUUGCCACGUGCACCGCUAUUUUCGAGGGGGGACACGAGCCCGGGCGACCCCUCUUUGGGACGUGUUUUUGCGGCGGGGACGAUGAAAACCUGUUGCUCUCGUGGGGAGUCGACGGGAAGCUCUGCRUGUGGUACUCGAAAGCCCGCGGAAACRUCUAUGAUCCCGUUGCCGUGCUAAGGGACGAUGAGAAGUACCCGAUCUUUGACGUAGAGAUCUCGCCUACCGGCMGGCACGCACUGAUUGCUGGUGGGAACGAGGGCGGAUUCAUUGGCGUUCCGCUCCAUUUCUACAAUCUCCCUCCCCGAGCCGAAGCCAAGGAAGACGAAAGAAACAUUGCCGUUGAUGGAAGCGACAAACCGGGGGUCGGUGAGAGCGACACGAAUCAAAAGGGGGUAACGAAGAACGAUUGAUAUCAUUACUGUUAUUUACUGUAAUAUCGUGAAUGCACGGAGCCUAUUUUCCGCRAGUUCUUGCGUCGUAAGAAAGCAAUCCUACUGUA
Messenger RNA from Pseudo-nitzschia multistriata, 6083 nucleotides. The record is from the annotation of a GenBank genome assembly. Lineage: Eukaryota; Bacillariophyta; Bacillariophyceae; Bacillariales; Bacillariaceae.